Messenger RNA from Paralichthys olivaceus (Japanese flounder), 2148 nucleotides. It is a transcript of the gene actr10, whose product is annotated as actin related protein 10. Gene Ontology annotation, biological process: retrograde axonal transport of mitochondrion. Gene Ontology annotation, cellular component: dynactin complex. Lineage: Eukaryota; Metazoa; Chordata; Actinopteri; Pleuronectiformes; Paralichthyidae. The record is from RefSeq and is a predicted model, not a curated record.
UGCGUUUCUGAAGACCCAACCCAACCCAACAGGAAGACAACAGAUUUUUGUUGGGAUGCAGAUUUGCGGCUGUCGGCGUUGAUUUGCAGCUCACGUUAUUUUUAUACCUAAUAAUAAAAUGCCAUUAUUUGAUGGGCUGGGCAGCGGAGGAGAGAAGACUGCUAUCGUCAUUGAUUUAGGAGCAGCAUACACAAAAUGUGGCUUUGCAGGGGAAACGGGGCCCAGGUUCAUAAUUCCGAGCGAGAUCCGGAAACCAGGACAGCAACAGGCUGUCAAGGUGGUUCAGUACAACAUCAACACAGAAGAGCUUUAUGUCAUACUCAAAGAGUUUAUCCACAUACUGUAUUUCAGACACCUGCUGGUGAACCCUCGCGACAGAAGAGUCGUCAUCAUCGAGUCCAUCCUCUGCCCUUCUCACUUCAGAGAGACUCUCACCAAGGUUUUCUUCAAACAGUUUGAGGUGCCCUCUGUGCUGUUUGCCCCGAGUCACCUUAUGGCCAUCAUGACUUUGGGUAUCAACUCUGGCCUGGUGAUGGACUGUGGCCACACAGAGACACUGGUGCUGCCUGUGUAUGAGUGCACUCCCAUUCUGCCAGCCUGGGAGGCUCUGCCUUUGGGAGGGAAAGCCAUUCAUAAAGAAUUAGACGGCCUUCUCGUGGAGCUGUGCACGGUGGACACAGACACCACCACUGGGCAGAGUGUACCAGCCAUCAUCGGGACCAUCCAGGAGGAGACUGUGGAGGAUAUCAAAGUGAGAACAUGUUUCGUCAGUGACUUGCAGAGAGGACUCAAUAUCCAACAAGCCAAAUUUAACCUGGAUGGAACAGCAGAGCGUCCAGCUCCUCCUCCAGAUGUUGAUUAUCCUCUGGAUGGGGAGAAGAUCCUGCACAUUAAAGGAUCAAUCAGGGACUCUGUGAUGGAGAUCUUGUUUGAACAGGACAACGAGGAGAAGAGUGUGGCCUCAUUGAUACUUGACGCUCUGGUCAAGUGCCCCAUCGACACCCGUAAAGUGCUCUCUGAGAACCUGGUGGUGAUCGGAGGCACGGCCAUGCUGCCGGGCUUCCUGCACCGUCUGCUGGCAGAAAUACGCCUUCUGGUGGAAAAACCCAAGUACUGCAACGUGCUGGCCAGCAAGAGCUUCCGAAUACACGCCCCGCCUGCUAAGCCCAACUGCACCGCCUGGCUCGGAGGUGCGAUCUUCGGGGCCCUUCAGGACGUCCUGGGGAGCAGGUCGGUGUCACGGGACUACUACAACCAAACAGGUCGCAUCCCAGACUGGUGCUGCCUGAGCUCCCCUCCACCUGAGUCUCUGUAUGAAGCAGGAAAGACCCCUCCUCCACUAAUGAAGAGAGCCUUCUCAACAGAGAAGUAGAACAUGCUGCAAAAUAACUGUACAAAUGUACUCUCCCUCUGCCUGAUAGAUCUUUAAAUGUAACAUCCCAACAAAUAUCUUGUCAGUUUGUUAAAUACACAAACAGCUCUAAAUGUUUGUAAUGUCCAGUAGUCACACCUAAGUUUUUGUGUGCAGAGAUUGUGGACUGGUUGAUGGUCAGGCGAGCAGGUUUUUGACAGAACCCAAUGGGGUUUAGGCGAUUACAAGAAGUAUCAUGUGUUCUGUUGAAGUCUGUUUGAACAAGCCAGUGAAGAUGUAUGUAUUUACUCUUAAUCUCACUGAAGUUUGUUCUGGUUUUUGUUGAAAAACAUAAUACAACAGAAAUGUUUUAAAACCCUACAACCAGUUUCCAUGUUUGAAGUUGUUGCUAAACACUUGAAAAACAUUCCAGUGUCAUGGUCAAAUGCGGAAAUCUCACUCUGAAGAUAAAACCUGUUUGAUUUAUUUAUUUGAACUUGGCAGUGUAAAGUCAUUUAAACACAGUAGAGGCCCUGCACCACUCUCACAAAGACAGUUAAAGGAAGGUACAUUGAAAGUGUACAUUUUCCUGCUCCAGCAGAUGCAUCAGAGCAAACAAGGGGCUCCGGGUGCUGUCGGUCCAGAGAAACUGGUUUAACCCAGAUAAAUAAUUAAAGCACUUGUGUUCAUGUUGAUCAUUGUUGUGAACAAACUGUAAAACAUCUUUCAAACAAUGUCAUGUUGCUCUGUUUACCCUCAAAUACAGCUGUUGCAACGAAUAAAUAUUCAGAAUUUAA